Onychomys torridus (southern grasshopper mouse) is the source of this 2620-nucleotide messenger RNA. It is a transcript of the gene Dlx3, whose product is annotated as distal-less homeobox 3. Gene Ontology annotation, molecular function: RNA polymerase II cis-regulatory region sequence-specific DNA binding; DNA-binding transcription factor activity, RNA polymerase II-specific. Gene Ontology annotation, biological process: regulation of transcription by RNA polymerase II; embryo development; epithelial cell differentiation. The transcript has 3 exons. The record is from RefSeq and is a predicted model, not a curated record. NCBI's taxonomy places the organism in Eukaryota, Metazoa, Chordata, Mammalia, Rodentia, Cricetidae. The coding region runs from base 227 to 1090 and encodes 287 amino acids.
AGCAUUUGACUGUGGCUUGGGACGCGGAGAGAGGCACGCAGUGACUGACCGACGACCGGCGAUGGUCUAAGCGCCCUUCGGCCACCCCCUCCCCCCGACGCGACCAGGCCCUGCCCUCGCCCUCUGGACACACAUCCCACCUGGGCUCCUCCGCCUACCCGGCGCUCCUGUCCGCCCGCUUCCGCGCUGCUCGGAGGAGGCCUGGGGAGCUGCGGCGCCCGCCAGCAUGAGCGGCUCCUUCGAUCGCAAGCUCAGCAGCAUCCUCACCGACAUCUCCAGCUCGCUCAGCUGCCAUGCGGGCUCCAAGGACUCGCCCACCCUGCCUGAGUCUUCCGUCACUGACCUGGGCUAUUACAGCGCUCCCCAGCACGACUACUAUUCGGGCCAGCCCUACGGCCAGACGGUGAACCCCUACACCUACCACCACCAGUUCAAUCUCAAUGGGCUCGCUGGCACCGGCGCUUACUCGCCCAAGUCGGAAUAUACCUACGGGGGCUCCUAUAGGCAGUAUGGAGCGUACCGGGAGCAACCGCUGCCUGCCCAGGACCCAGUGUCGGUGAAAGAGGAGCCAGAAGCCGAGGUGCGCAUGGUGAACGGCAAACCCAAGAAGGUCCGAAAGCCGCGCACCAUCUACUCCAGUUACCAGCUGGCUGCCCUGCAGCGCCGGUUCCAGAAAGCCCAGUAUCUGGCCUUGCCCGAGCGCGCUGAGUUAGCUGCACAGCUGGGCCUCACACAAACACAGGUGAAAAUCUGGUUCCAGAACCGCCGCUCCAAGUUCAAAAAGCUCUACAAGAAUGGAGAGGUGCCGCUGGAGCACAGUCCUAACAAUAGUGACUCCAUGGCCUGCAACUCACCGCCAUCACCAGCCCUCUGGGACACAUCUUCCCACUCCACUCCAGCCCCCACCCGCAAUCAGCUGCCCCCACCGCUCCCAUAUAGUGCCUCCCCCAACUACCUGGAAGACCCCACCAACUCCUGGUACCACGCACAGAACCUCAGCGGACCCCACUUACAGCAGCAGCCACCUCAGCCGGCUACCCUGCACCAUGCCUCCCCGGGGCCCCCGCCUAACCCUGGGGCUGUGUACUGAGCACCCACCUGGCCUGCGCCCCCCCAACGAAGGACCCCCAGGACCAGGCAGAAGGUGCCCUAUCCUAGCGACACUCAGGAAUCAUCAAGGGGCACAGGGGAAAGAGUCCCUUCCCCCUCCCUUGUCCCUUAUUCCAGGGACCCAAGAACCUCCAGAUGAGAUAUGCAUGGACCAAGGAUGCCCCCCAAAACCAACUUCCUUCCCCCUGCUUAGACUGGGGUGCCCUCCAGAUGUUGAGGCAUUUCACUCCAGUGGGGACAGCACAUGCUCUCUGCUCCAGGAACCUGGAUUGCCUUCUAGAUGGCUCAUCACCUUCCAGCCUUUCAAACAUAGUAGAGAUCUCCAAAAAAAAAAAAAAAAAAACGGGGAGAGCCGGAGUAUUUGCAAGUCCAGCCUGCGCUGGGGCACCAGGCGCCAUGGAUUCCAGCACUGCCAGAACUAAGCCACCGAGGCAACCAACCCACGCUUGAGACACUCUAUGAAAGACAUUGGACAUCACAUCAUGGCUGAUCCUCAAGGUGGGGGCCUGACUUAGCACUCUCUAUUCUCCCGCCCUCAUUUAAGCUUUGAGGGUUAAACCAAAGAAAACUCCCCCAAAUGAGGGAACCUUUUAAUAUCCAGGGAAGAAUGAAAGGAGCCGUCUCUCCACCCCUUCCCUGGGGAGAAGGGCCACUCACGUUUUUCCUAAGGGCCCCAUUUCUUCUUCCAUGUAUAGGACUUUGCACAACCCUGGUUUUAAAAGCUGUUGAAACAUAGGACGACAAAGGGCAUUGUUACCAGUUAGGACCAAAUCCCACCCCUCUCAUGGCGGGCAGCUCUGCUCUGCCUUCCCUGCCCCCUUCACCCCUUCCUUCUCUCCCAGUAAGUUGGCAGUCUGGGGGAGGUCAAACCCCAACUCUCUGCAGAAAUACACCAAGCAAGACGAAUCCCCAAACACCCCCUUCACGGCAGCUUUGGAAAUGGAUUGCGUCCACCCAGCUGCAGGAUGCAAGUGAGGAGCCGGGAGACCAGAGGAGACCUAGGACUCAGUGCCUUAGGGGUGAGGUGGGCUGCUUGGAGGGCUGGUACCAUUGCCCCUCCCUGGCCCAGGCAUCCCCCCAAAGCUAACUUUCUUCUGCUCCUGAUGUGGUAAGACAUCGAAGAAAAGGAGAGGUAAAAGACUGUAGUUAUAUAUAUAGUAUUUUUUUGUUGUUUUUUUUUUUUUGGUUUUUUUUUUUUUUUUUUUUUUAAAGAGCAACCAAGAGAAGCAGCCUCCUCCCUUGUGGUUUCCUAUUUAUGUGACCCUGGUCCUCCUGGACCAAUCUCCCUGUGUGUUGCAAGCCGAAAGAGGGAUGUGGGCUCCUGCUGGAUUUGGGUUUCGUGGGAGGUGCAGGAGUAAGGAGAGAUGUGGUGGGUCUCCAAGUCCCACCCCAAGGGGACAGGAAUGAAGCCAGCUCCCACCGCUCCCCAGCAUUCUCAUUUCUGCUUCUGUACUGGACCAGUCUUUAUAUAUAAUGUUAAUAAAAAAAAAAAAGAAGAAGAAGAAAAUAA